Molecule: messenger RNA, 396 nt
Organism: Ostertagia ostertagi
Lineage: Eukaryota; Metazoa; Nematoda; Chromadorea; Rhabditida; Trichostrongylidae
Source: the annotation of a GenBank genome assembly
AUGAAGAAAAAAAUUUGCCGUGAAUUGAUCACUCAAAUCCUUGCGAGAAAACCCAAAAUGUGUGCUUUUCUCGAAUACAAGGAUCUCAAAAUUGUUUAUAAGAGGUACGCAUCGCUCUAUUUUUGCUGUGCCAUCGAACAGACAGAUAACGAGUUGAUAUGUUUGGAGGUUAUUCAUAGAUAUGUGGAAUUACUGGACAAAUACUUCGGAAGCGUUUGCGAACUUGACAUUAUUUUCAAUUUUGAGAAGGCCUACUUCAUACUUGACGAGUUCUUACUUGCCGGUGAGAUUCAGGAAACGAGUAAGAAGCAGGUUCUGAAGGCGAUAGCUGCCCAGGAUCUCAUUCAAGAGGAAGAAACGCCUCAGGGCUUGUUUGAAGACCACGGACUCGGAUAA